Messenger RNA from Trichogramma pretiosum, 572 nucleotides. It is a transcript of the gene Dpm3, whose product is annotated as dolichol-phosphate mannosyltransferase subunit 3. Gene Ontology annotation, cellular component: dolichol-phosphate-mannose synthase complex; endoplasmic reticulum membrane. Gene Ontology annotation, biological process: GPI anchor biosynthetic process. The record is from RefSeq and is a predicted model, not a curated record. Lineage: Eukaryota; Metazoa; Arthropoda; Insecta; Hymenoptera; Trichogrammatidae. The transcript has 3 exons. Bases 246 to 548 code for a protein of 100 amino acids.
CUGACGUGGUGUACUGCACAUAACAUACAUUCCGCUCAGAUGUUUUUAUCAUAUUAUUAUUUUGUUAUUAGCUUUCUUUAGAAAAUUAAGAAUUUCUAAUAUUCUUGCAUCUUAUUUAAUAUAUAUUCUGAUUCACAUACCGGAUACUUUCAUUUAUGAAUAACUCAUCGAGAUUAAAAGACUGUUAACCUAGAAUUUUUCUAGAGUUUGUUGAUAUAAGACAUUAAUAUAAAGUGAUUUGAGUAAUGAAGAGGUGGUUGAAGUUUGCGUUUGGAGUGGCGGUGGCAAGUGGUAUUUGGCUGUCUUUAUACCUAAAAAAUUUGGACAAAAAUAAUGAUUGCGAAUGUUACUUAAAGUAUCUUCCACUCAUUUGUGUAUUUGUUUUUGGCAUUUAUUCACUUACAGUAGUGAUUUAUAGAACUUUUACAUUUAACAACUGUGAAGAAGCUUAUGAAGAAUUACUUGAUGAGAUCAAGAUGGCCCGUAAAGACUUGAUAAAGAAAGGUGUCUUAUUUGACAAAAAUUUUAAAUCUGUUAAAAAAGAUUAAUAUUUUGUAAUAAGGAUUUGUAAA